AUGUCACCAGGGGUAUCCAUGCGCCACACAUGUCACCGGGGUCGCAGUGCGGCCAUCGCCUCUGUCAGGGCGGUGGUCGCCGCCUGGAGGUGCCUGGGCUCGUGCAGGGCGGUCACCAGCACCCUGCGCGGAGUGGAGGGGUGUCGAAUGGAUGGGCAACAGGGUUUGUGUGGGAAUGGUCGCACGUGCAGAGGGCAGGCGACCCCUCCAACCAUCAUCUCCACGGCCUCAGGCGCACGCGCCUGA
Molecule: messenger RNA, 246 nt
Organism: Auxenochlorella protothecoides
Lineage: Eukaryota; Viridiplantae; Chlorophyta; Trebouxiophyceae; Chlorellales; Chlorellaceae
Exons: 1
Coding region: 1-246 (81 amino acids)
Source: RefSeq, a predicted model, not a curated record